AUGGGAGCUGGUGCUAGUACGCCGUCUUCGACGGAGAGCACCGCCGCUCCACCAGCGGCAUCGUGUCCUGUCGACCACAAAGCUCGCGAAGUCUGGCUCUCAAAAAGCCAGGCACCAAGUCCUCCUCCACGCCCCAACCCCGAGGAAAUUUCAUCGUGCCCGGUCGAUCAUAAGGCCCGUGCCGCCUGGCUUUCAACAUCCGAGAAAUCCACGAAUCCCGCCCCAGAGCCGUCGUCCACUGACUCAAAUUCACCACAAGUGAAGCACAGACCCCUUUCCACAGACAGGGAGGUUAGCAGUAUCCCACGAGCCUUAUCCGGCCAUUCCGAACAAAGACCGCCAUCUCAACUUCCUUCGCCAUAUGCCCAGCAGUCAUCUUCAGCUGCGUCACACUCUGCUCCUUCAAAUUCCGAAAGUGAAACAGGCCAUGACCAAACCACGGGCAACUGGGUCUAUCCGUCUGAACGCCAGUUUUUUGAAGCCUUAAUGCGUAAAGGAACUCUCACGUCUACAACGUCCGCCAAAGAACUUGCUACUUCUGUAGCAUCAAUAAUACCAAUCCACAAUGCCGUCAACGAACGGGCUUGGCUAGAAAUCCUCUCCUGGGAAUCUCGGGCACCUACUUCGGACCCGGGAAGUCGAAAAUGUGGUGGCCCAAAACUAUAUUCAUUCCGAGGAUUAGGCACGGAAACUCAAUUUUUGAGCCCGAGAGCGAGAUUAAAUGGCCUAUUAGGCUACCAGCUUCCAUUUGACCGCCAUGAUUGGGUGGUAGAGAGAUGCGGUGGUGAAAGAGUCGAAUACGUUAUCGACUUUUACCAGGGGAAAUCUGGGGGCGGCUUAGGAUUGGGUACUAGUGGUCCAGACGGAAAGCUGAGUUUUUACCUGGAUGUCCGCCCAAAGCUGAACUCAUUGGAAGGGUGGAAAAUGAGGAUUGGCCGUUUUUUGGGGCUAUCAUGA
This is a messenger RNA of Coccidioides posadasii C735 delta SOWgp, 957 nucleotides long. RefSeq names its product Cytochrome c1 heme lyase (gene CYT2). The record is from RefSeq and is a predicted model, not a curated record. Gene Ontology annotation, molecular function: holocytochrome-c synthase activity. Gene Ontology annotation, cellular component: mitochondrion. Gene Ontology annotation, biological process: cytochrome c-heme linkage. NCBI's taxonomy places the organism in Eukaryota, Fungi, Ascomycota, Eurotiomycetes, Onygenales, Onygenaceae.